AUGACUACAUCAAUCUUUCGUCCUCCCUACCCAGAGUUUCAUGAUCAAGUCCACGACUUUCCUCUCAAGUCAGUCUCCCUAGAGGCCCUAGUUCAAAAGAAGGCCGCAGGAAGACGGAAGAGGUAUGCGGGCGUCCAAGUCUGGGGAACGCCCAAGAAGAUGACGAGCUCAAGGUCGAAAGAGCCUGUCACCGUCACCUGGAUCGUGGAUCCCACUCAAGACGAGCGAUACGAGCCCGACGGCCCACAAAUCGCUACCACGGAGGAAAUUUGCAGGGAGGAAGCCGACAGAUUGGGGUUGAAGUACGUUGUCAUCAGGGGGGCAGCGCACGAGACCAAAAACAUUUACGUUGACGGACGGACAGUCACCGUUUGGGACGCGUCGACUGGACGCUACCAAAAUAUGCAGAGGGAGGCCGACUCUCAUUUCACUAUCUAUAUGGGCCGGAGCAAGACCGAGCUCUUGCUCCAGGGCCACAUAUAUGUGGUUUGGGACUCCCAAAAGUUCGGUGGGUUGGACAAGAUGACCGACCCAGUCAACCAGAGGAAGCACGUCAGUGCUGAAGAUGGUGAGCGACCAGUUUCUCACGAGUACUGGUCUCUGACCAAGGAUCCUCUGCCAGCCAAAUCUGGCUGA
Neurospora crassa OR74A is the source of this 636-nucleotide messenger RNA. RefSeq lists its product as hypothetical. The coding region runs from base 1 to 636 and encodes 211 amino acids. The record is from RefSeq and is a predicted model, not a curated record. The transcript has a single exon. NCBI's taxonomy places the organism in Eukaryota, Fungi, Ascomycota, Sordariomycetes, Sordariales, Sordariaceae.